Pristis pectinata (smalltooth sawfish) is the source of this 2828-nucleotide messenger RNA. Its product is annotated as transmembrane protease serine 9-like. The coding region runs from base 54 to 1634 and encodes 526 amino acids. Gene Ontology annotation, molecular function: serine-type endopeptidase activity. NCBI's taxonomy places the organism in Eukaryota, Metazoa, Chordata, Chondrichthyes, Rhinopristiformes, Pristidae. The record is from RefSeq and is a predicted model, not a curated record. Gene Ontology annotation, biological process: proteolysis. The transcript has 9 exons.
CCUUAGUCUACGACUUGCCUGUGCAAAGCUGGUACUCUGUUAGCACGGAGAACAUGAACAAAGUGCCCAAGAUAAGUUGUGCGGACUGGUUAAUUACUAUAGUCAUUUUCCUGACUCUUCAAUGCUGUAUCUGCACAGAAAUAAUUGGGGGCCGUAAAGUUAAUCCUCAUUCCAGACCAUACAUGGUGUCUAUCCAGAGUCAUAAAAAGCAUGUUUGUGGUGGUGCUUUGAUCGCGCGGAGAUGGGUUCUGACUGCAGCGCACUGUGAAAGCUGGGUUCAAAAACAAAAAUCUAGAGUGGUCCUUGGAGCAGAUUCACUUUCUAAGAAACAACAAGGGAAAAAGGCAAUUCCAGUGAGAAAGAUGAUUCCUCACCCUAAGUUUAACUCAAGAACUCCAGAAAAUGACAUCAUGCUGGUUGAGUUAGCCCGUGAAGCUAUUGUGAACAAGUAUGUGUCAACCUUGAAACUUCCCGAAUCAACAGACGAUGUCAAAGCUGGAACCAAGUGCAGUGUUGCAGGAUGGGGAACAACUGAUUCUUCAGUCUUGAAAGCAUCAGAUGUCCUGAGGGAAGUAAAUUUAAUCGUCAUUGAUAGGAGUGUCUGCAACAGUAAAGCAUACUAUAACCUUAGUCCUGUCAUAACAAAGGACAUGUUAUGUGUUGGUGAUGAUGAAGCUAGAAAGGAUUCAUGUGCGGGAGACUCUGGUGGUCCAUUAAUAUGCAUGAAGAAAGGCAACAAGAAAGAGUAUACUGGCAUUGUUUCAGCUGGAGCAGAGUGUGGAACUCCUAAUGAACCUGGUAUCUACACCCGUUUAUCUGAGAAAUACCUUGAAUGGAUAAAAAGGAUUACAAAGAUUGAAAACCAAAAUGUAACAAAGGAUGAGAUCUAUCAUGGAGAGGAAAUUAUUGGAGGUCGUGAUGCCAAACCCCAUUCAAAACCUUAUAUGGCAUCUCUUCAACGGUUUAGCAAUCAAAAGUAUGAACACCUCUGUGGAGGUGCUUUGAUCAGACGUGACUGGGUACUAACUGCAGCACACUGUGAAAUCCCGCUUAAGUACAUUACUGCAAACCAGCCUCCUCAAGUGGUUCUUGGAGUACAUAAUCUUUCAGCGAAGGAGAGGAGUCAACAAAGGCUUUACGUUCGCAAGUGGUUUCCUCAUCCAGAAUACAAAAGGCAAACUUAUGAAAAUGACAUCAUGCUGGUGCAACUUAAGGGAGAAGCAACUCUGAACAAGUUUGUGGAUAUCCUGAACCUGCCUAACUCAGGAAAGGAUGUCAAAGGUGGAGAUAUUUGUAAUGUUGCAGGUUGGGGGAUUACCAGUAUUAAAAGAGAGAAGGCAAAAGUGCUGCAGGAAGUAAAUGUAACCGUUGUAGACAGGAACCUGUGUGCUGAAUAUUACACCUACCACCCUGCAAUAACACAAAAUGUGCUCUGUGCUGGUGACAAAAAAGGAGGCAAAGAUUCCUGCAAUGGAGAUUCAGGAGGUCCACUAUUAUGCCAUGGAAAUUUCAAUGGAAUUGUUUCUUUUGGAUGCAACUGUGGAAUACCCCGAAAACCAGGUGUCUAUACUCGACUCUCAGAAAAAUAUCUUUCCUGGAUUAUGAAGAUAAUUUCAAAUUCAAGUUUUCAGUGAUGGUCUAUAUUGGUAUAAUGCUUGCUAUGUAGUUUUUGAGUCAAGUUAUGUGCUUUUGCAGAAAUGUUAUUUGAUGGUGGGUAUUGUGGUGCUGCAGGCCAGAGUUAGUAAAACAGAGACCCCUGCACUAACAACCCUUAGAUCCAAAUUUGAAUCCCACCACACCAGCAGUGGAACUUAAAUUCAGUUACCAAUGUUUAGGAAAGGUUAAAAAAAUACACACCAAUUAAUCUGAGUACUGAUGAUCACUUACUGCAGGAUUGUCAUAAAAACCCAUCUGGUUCACUAGUGCCCUUCCGGGGAGCAGAUCCACCAUUCCUUUACCCAGUUUGACCAACAUGUGACUCCAGGCCAUGUGGUUGACUCUUAAAUGCCCUCUGAAGUGACUCACUAAGCCUUUCAUUUGUACCAUUGCCACUGUGUUCAAACAGAGAAGGAAUAAAAGUGUACAGACCCCCUGGCAUUGAAUUCAAACACAACAAAAUUGUUUCCAGCCCAGCUGGUAUUGGUAUUGGUAUAUUAUUGACCUUGUAAAGUCCUCCUCACGAACACAUAGGGACUGGUGUCUAAAGUUUGAGAGCUGUCCCACAGACUAGACAAGCUUCAGCCUGAUGUAGUCGUACUCAUAGAAUCAAACCUUAUGAACAAUGUAUCACAGCCCUUAAGUACAUCUUGUCUGACUGACAGCACGGACCCAACAGAAGUGGCAGAACAGUGAUACUUAGGUGGGAGGGAGCUGCAGUCCUCAGCAUUGACUACAGACCUCAAAGCCUCUCAGCAUCAGGUCAGACAUGGGCAAAGAAACCUCUUCCUGAUGACCACAGACCAUUCUUCCUCAGAUGAUGAAUCAAUAAUCCUCCCUGCUGACCUGCUUGACCUCAUACUCACCAAUCUACCUGUAGCAAACACAUCUGUCCAUGAGAGCAAAGGCAGAAGGAACCACCUUAUAAUCAUUGUGAAGAUGUCACAUAUCUGCACCAAGGCCACCUUCCAUUGUGCUAUAUGGCUUUAUAAAUGUGCUAAAUACUAUAGACUCAGAACAGAUCUAGGUGCUAAUGAGACACUGUGGGCCAUAGGAAGCACCAGAAAUGUACAUCAUCAUAAUCUGUACACUCCUGACCCAGCAUAUUCCUCACUUUUCCAUUACUAUCAAACCAGGAGGCCAACCUUGGUUCAAUGAAGAGUGCAGAAGGG